This is a messenger RNA of Conger conger (European conger), 2156 nucleotides long. It is a transcript of the gene pgam1b, whose product is annotated as phosphoglycerate mutase 1b. Bases 182 to 946 code for a protein of 254 amino acids. Lineage: Eukaryota; Metazoa; Chordata; Actinopteri; Anguilliformes; Congridae. Gene Ontology annotation, molecular function: intramolecular phosphotransferase activity. The transcript has 4 exons. Gene Ontology annotation, biological process: glycolytic process. The record is from RefSeq and is a predicted model, not a curated record.
ACGUCAUACACUGUCAAGUUUAGUAGUUACCUAAAUACCUUCAAAAAAAGGUUCGCCUUUUCUGUCCCGAAGGAGUCAAGCUACCGGCUGCAUCAUCAUCCCGAAUACUUUGUUGCAAUUAAAGAGGGGCGUUGUAUCCUUCAGUUUUCGGAAAUACAGCAGGCACACCGGACUCUUCAGAAUGGCCGCGUAUAAACUGGUGCUCAUCCGUCAUGGGGAAAGCUGCUGGAAUCAAGAGAACCGCUUCUGCGGAUGGUUUGACGCAGAUCUGAGCGAGACCGGAGCCCAGGAAGCGAAGAGAGGAGGGGACGCACUGAAAGAGGCCGGCUAUGAGUUUGACAUCUGCUACACCUCCGUGCUGAAGAGGGCCAUCCGCACUCUAUGGAUCGUUCUGGAUGGCAUCGAUCAGAUGUGGCUGCCUGUGCACAGGACCUGGAGGCUGAAUGAGAGGCACUACGGGGGCCUGACCGGCCUCAACAAGGCUGAGACGGCCGCCAAGCACGGUGAGGCGCAGGUCAAGAUCUGGAGGAGGUCCUACGACACCCCCCCGCCCCCCAUGGAUGCCGACCACGACUACUAUACCAACAUUAGCAAGGACCGUCGCUAUGCCGACCUGACGGAGGAGCAGCUGCCCUCUUGUGAGAGCCUUAAGGACACCAUCGCCCGUGCCUUGCCCUUCUGGAACGAGGAGAUCGUCCCACAGAUCAAAGAGGGAAAGAGGGUCCUGAUUGCUGCUCAUGGGAACAGCCUGAGGGGCAUCGUCAAACAUCUGGAGGGCAUGUCGGAAGAGGCCAUCAUGGAGCUGAACCUUCCCACGGGAAUCCCCAUCCUGUACGAGCUGGACAAGAACCUGAAGCCGGUCAAGCCCAUGCAGUUCCUGGGAGACGAGGAGACAGUGCGCAAGGCCAUGGAGGCCGUGGCUGCCCAGGGCAAAGCAAAAAAGUAGACUUCCUCCUCCCUGUGUGAGAACCCUAGAGGCAGGGCAGGGCAGUGGGGGGUGGAGGACAGGAGGACAGCACUCUCUCAUAGGUUUUCGCACACACCGCACACAUACUCUACACACGCUAAGACAAUGUCGCGCUUCUCCCCUAGGUCACUAUCUACCGACGCAUAGAAAGGGUUAUCAGUAUUAUACACUGGACAUGAAUAGUAUAAGGAGGCUGUAGCGCAUAAGCAUGGAUAUUCACAAAUAUUAUAUACCAGAGCAGAGAUUAGGGACCAUACUGAAAACAAGACCGAUGCUUGACCAUUUCACAAUCACAAGAGACCGUGCUCGAAUGGCAUUUCUUCCCCCACAUUCCUUUCUGCACUUUCAGCCCACAACCCUUUUUGGAUUUCUUAGGUCAGUAUUUAUUUAAAAGUUUCAUUAGAUCGUACUUUGUGUUGUACUGAGGACUGUAGAGAAUGUUUGCACAUAACUUACACUGGGAAUUCAAGAAACUCAAAGCGGUCUGCGGAUUAUAAAAGGGAGAUUUCGUCAUGAAAAUGUAAUGUAGUGGAAAGAAAAAGUAUUCUUUGCCAUGCCAGAGCAUAUGGAAAUGACAAAAUUGAAGAUUGCAGUCCCUACUUUUUAAUGUUUUUAAUGUUAAGUUGUGUGAAUUCUAAAUGAGAUUGUACGUGGGUGUCCUACUGUAUUUUCUUUGCUACAUGAUGCACAUAGAGACACUUUAUUCGACAGGGUUGUCUUUCCUCACUUUUCCAUAUUGUACAUUCCAGAGCUUGAGGUCAGGGAAGCGGAGACCUGUAUUUUUCAAUCAUUCGACCAGAAUCAUAACCCCCCUUGAGAGCUGUGGAAAAAGACACCCCUCUGAUCCCCUUUUCUCCAGUGCUGUAGUUUAUAUACCUCUAUGUUACAGUACGUUUCCGUUUGUGUGUCAGUCACACCUUGUUACUGUGGGCUUGGGAAGUUGAUUUUGCAGUGUGUCGUGUCUGCAUGAGAUGUUCUGUGUCAGAGUUAGUGUUAGUGAGAGAUCGCCACACACCGCUCUGGAAAAAUCAUCCGGUCAUCGUGGACAGCCCUUGUACUUGCAUGAACCCUGUAUGAGCACUGAAAUGCCAGAUGUCCCUCUCAAAAGAUUGUUCAGCAGUUUCUUCGUUAAACCAGAACGGUUUAUCAAGACUGAUGUAGAGAUUAAAGUGUUUUCAACCUUAAACAA